Molecule: messenger RNA, 951 nt
Organism: Menidia menidia (Atlantic silverside)
Lineage: Eukaryota; Metazoa; Chordata; Actinopteri; Atheriniformes; Atherinopsidae
Source: the annotation of a GenBank genome assembly
UGAAAUACGGUGUUUCUGAACUGUUUCACCUCGGACCCUGUUAGCGACGGACUGCACUGCAAAGCAUGUCCGUCAAGACGUCCUCUAAUUGUUUUUGUCGCCAUUUAAGGACUUUAUUUAGUUUAUAAUUGAGUAGUUGGCUUUGGGUUUUAGUUGUUAGGUAGCUGGGCCGUUAGCUAACGGUGGAACAAUGACGUCCAGAGGGACGCCGAGCCGCUUCCUGAAAAGCGUCCUUCAGAAUGGCGUCGGCCGAUAUGUCUGCCAGCUGAAACGAGUCUCCCUCAUCUUCUCCAAGAAAGGCCAGGGUUCGUUAGGAGUCAGGGAUUUUAUUGAGGAGGGAGUUGUGGAUUACGCCAAAAAGAACCCUGCGACGGUGGUGUACGUUUCCCCUCAGUCCUGCAGAGUUCCUAAGAUAGUUGCAGAAUACUUAAAUGGCAAUGUGAGGGAGGAACUAGUCACGAGCAAAACGUCACAGCAGAUUUCUGACAUCUUGACCAAGCUGACCAACCAGUCAGGCCUGGAGAUCAUCCGCAUCCGCAAGCCCUUCCACACAGACAGCCCCAGCAUCCAGGGCCAGUGGCACCCGUUCACCAACCGGCCCCCGUCCAUCGGCCCCAUCAGACCACAGACCAAAAGCUCUGAAUGAAGACUGAUCAAUAAUACAGCCAGUGCCUGGAUGUUCCCAGAAAAUGAUAGAUGAGACCUCAAGUCUUUUUCUGUCCUCUUCUCAUUUCGUGAAAAGCCUGCAGUUGGGGUGUUUCUAUGUGUGCAACACUGAAUAUCACCUUUGGAUUGGCUUAACCUGAAUCCUCCAGAAGUUUAUCGCCUGCUAUUGCUGAGACGCAGAAAGCUGGUUGUAACUAUCAUUUGAAGAUUUGUGUUCAAUUCCAACAAACUUGAGCUAGUGUUUUUUUUUUUUUUAUAAAAUUAAAGCAAACUUAUGUAAAUCCU